Molecule: messenger RNA, 1445 nt
Organism: Dunckerocampus dactyliophorus (ringed pipefish)
Lineage: Eukaryota; Metazoa; Chordata; Actinopteri; Syngnathiformes; Syngnathidae
Gene: calhm1b
Product: calcium homeostasis modulator protein 1
Exons: 2
Coding region: 1-1059 (352 amino acids)
Molecular function (GO): monoatomic cation channel activity
Source: RefSeq, a predicted model, not a curated record
AUGGAUAAAUUCCGAAUGAUGUUCCAGUUCCUUCAGUCCAACCAGGAAUCUUUUAUGAAUGGCAUCUGUGGUAUCAUGGCUCUGGCUAGUGCUCAGAUGUAUUCUGCGUUUGAGUUCAGCUGCCCCUGCAUUCCCGAGUAUAACUACAGCUACGGCAUUGGGCUGCUCAUCAUCCCGCCUGUGUGGUUCUUUCUAUUGGGUUUUGUAUUGAACAACAACGUGUCCGUGCUUGCUGAGGAGUGGAGAAGGCCGACAGGAAAACGGAGGAAGGAUCCUUCCAUCCUUCGCUACAUGUUCUGUUCCAUCACGCAGAGAUCUUUGAUUGCACCUGCAGUGUGGGUGUCAGUCACUCUCAUGGAUGGGAAGAGCUUCCUCUGUGCUUUCAGCAUCAAUUUGGAUAUUGACAAGUUUGGGAAUUACAGUCUCAUCAAAGAGAUGCCCGAGACAGAGAGGAUAAAACUCCUGGCAAAGAUCCCAUGUAAAGACUUGUUUGAGCAUCAAGAAAUCAGAGCAGCGGCGUCACGAUACAUCAAAUGCAUAUCACAGGCUUGCGGCUGGAUAUUUUUGCUCAUGAUAACCUUCACGGCGUUCCUGAUCCGUGCCAUUCGGCCAUGCUUCACCCAAGCCGCUUUCCUCAAAACCAAAUACUGGUCCCACUACAUCGAUAUCGAGCGUAAGAUGUUUGAUGAAACCUGUAAGGAGCACGCCAAGAGCUUUGCCAAGGUUUGCAUUCAUCAGUACUUUGAGAACAUCAGUGGAGACAUGCGUAGCUUACAUCACCAUCGCUCCAGCAAAUACGACAGCGACCGUGAGGAGGACGACAAGAGGAGGGACGAUGAAGAGAAGCUGCUGGGUAUAAGGGCCCAGGAUGACAUGAAUAAAGCUUUGUGGAACUGGCACACCUGCAAGCCAGCUCUUGCACUGAGAAAGGAGAAAAUAAAUGGCCAAAACAAAGGCAAACUGAACGGGGAAGCCAACGGAGCAGUAAAUGGGUUUGCAAAUGGCCACACCCAAGAUGUGCAGAAAAAGGAAUGGGCGGUGUAUUACAGUAAAGUCUGACGGCAAAGGGACAAUGGACGAUGCAUGCAUGAUCGCCUUUGGUCUUCGCAAAGUGCCAGAAAAAAAGCCUUCUCACUGUAUUUUUAUUUUUAUAGAUUUCUGAGAUUUUAAAGGGAUAGUUCAGAUUUUUUGACAUUAAAUUGGAUGACAUCCCCAUCAGCAUUGUAGUUCAUUAACAGCGACUUACCCCCCCCACUUGGUCUAAGUAAAGAGUUUGGCUUGCGUUGAAAAUAUUAGUACAUUUGCGUCACAAAAAUGAAUGUAAUGCUAACGAUAUGCACCCACAGGACACUCUAGGAAGUAAACCUGCUCUGGGGCACUAAACACUAACAAGUAGGGAUGUCCCAACCCAAUCUUCAGGAUCAGGAUCGGCUGCCGAGCCACUG